AUGACCUCCUCUUACCGGCCGGCCGCCACGAUGAGCCCGGAGGCGACGGCGCCAGUACCCAAGGUGGAGGCCGAGGCGGCGGCGACGGCGGCCCGAAACCCUAGCUCCCCCAGCGGCCCGCCGUCGCCGGAGAUGGAGGCCACGGCGGAGGCGCUCACGCGGGAGGAGGUGCUACGCCGGAGGCGCCGACGCACGGCGCGGCUCGUUGGUGUGUACCGCCGGCUGUACUGGGCGAUGGCAGAGGAGGUGCGCGCGCGGCACCGCCAGUACGUCUGGGAGCUCGGCCGCAGUCCGCUCGAGGCCGAGCAGCCCCCGUCGGCCGCGUGCUCGGAGGCGAAGCCUGGGCCGGCGGCGGUGCCGAGGAGGAAGAAGUGUGGGUUCACGGGCUGCAAGGUGCGGGCGAUGCCGAUGGCCAAGUACUGCCACUCCCACAUCCUCUCCGAUCCCAAUCAGGCCCUGUACAAGGGAUGCGGUCAAAUCAUCAAGAGUGGUGCACAGAUUGGGCAAAUUACUUGCAGCAGGCCCAUCCUAAAAGCUUCAGUUCCCUCCCUCUGCAAUGUUCAUUUGCAAAGAUCUCAGAAGAACAUAUCACAGGCUUAUAAGAAAGUUGGCUUUAAUCCACCCCCUAUUGGCCAGAUCUCCCCAGAUUUUAGUGUCUUAGUUGCCGAAUGUGUCCGUCAGAUCCAGGCCAGGAGGAGAGAAUCCCGAAGUGUUGUAGCAGGGAAGAAAUGCCCCAAAGAUGGGAAAGUUGGCUGA
This is a messenger RNA of Triticum turgidum subsp. durum (durum wheat), 756 nucleotides long. Lineage: Eukaryota; Viridiplantae; Streptophyta; Magnoliopsida; Poales; Poaceae. The record is from the annotation of a GenBank genome assembly.